Molecule: messenger RNA, 1087 nt
Organism: Rhipicephalus sanguineus (brown dog tick)
Lineage: Eukaryota; Metazoa; Arthropoda; Arachnida; Ixodida; Ixodidae
Product: guanine nucleotide-binding protein subunit beta-like protein 1
Exons: 3
Coding region: 116-1060 (314 amino acids)
Molecular function (GO): protein binding
Source: RefSeq, a predicted model, not a curated record
CGCUGAAAUUCAGAGAUUUCGAGUUCUUCGCAAUUUUAGCAUCGUCACAGCAUUGUCGCUUUGUUAAAGCGGCUAUGCCGCGAACAACCGUUUAAUUGAGCUUGUGUCACCUUUUAUGAUGUCAAACAGAUCUCCAGACCCCUUCUAUACCUUGCGAGGUCACGGUGGUCCCAUAACGACGGUCGAGUUUUUCGACGAUGUUCUUUUCUCAGGAUCAUCGGACGGUGAAAUAUUUGCUUGGGACCUCGAGACGUUUAGGAGGAAACACACCCUCAUAGGGCACAACAAUAAAGGCAUUUUAUGGAUCGGACAUUCUGAAAAUGCUUUGUUAACCCAGGGUCGUGACGGCACUGUGGCAAUUUGGACGUCGAGCGAUAGCCAGUGGAAGCAAUCAGGUACCAUGGUGACAAAUGCCAAAGGAUUCUGCCAGUGCAGCCUUCCUAGCGCAGCGUCUACACUUAUUGCCACGCCGUCCGAGCCAGACUGGAAGAUUACACUGUGGGAUUUGGAGAGCCAGAAGACCGUUGCGUCCACUCUCGAGUCAAAGGAACAGCUCGGCAUGGCAAUGAGCAUUAAGCUCAGCAGGGACUGCGACAGCGUUCUUGCCGCGUACGAAAACGGCAGCGUCGUCCAGUACGACAUGCGCAGCGGUGGUACCCCGGUCUCGACAUUGACGCUGUACAAGGAACCAAUAAUGUGCAUGGACUUCGACGAAGUUCACAGGGAGAACAGGGGGGUAUGUGGUUCGGUGUCUAACGAACUGUGCGUGUUCGAAUUAAAUGACGGUCGACUCGUUGAGAGGCGGAGGCUGACGGUCACCAAUGAUGGCUUCUCUUCUCUGCACAUACGUACCGACGGCAAGAUUGUUGCAUCGGGCGGCUGGGAUGGGAGAAUACGCGUGUUCGGCUGGAAGAACAUGAAACCACUUGCGGUGCUGGAUUUCCACGAGGAAUCUGUGCAGGCUGUGAAGUUUUCGGAUAGAGAACUGUGCAAGGCGGGCUUGCUUCUUGCUGCUGGCAGCAAAGAUAGGACAGUGUCCCUGUGGUCUCUAUACAACUGAAGUUGAUGACCAUUUUUGUGCCAUAAA